GUUCUUCCUUCCGUGUUCCCGUCUUCAAAGUAGCCUACAAGUUUGUAAUAAUGCCAACAACAUUUUUAUUACCAUAUUUGAACCAAACGCGGUUUUUGUUCUCUGUAAGUCUGUAUCAAUCACUAGGAAACAAAUACUAUUUGUUCCCUUCUCUUCUGAGCACUAUAUAAUAAAGGAUUCCACAUUUGAUUUCUCUGGUAUUCAAGAGAGAGAUGAAAGGAGAGGGUAAAUGCAAUAUGGGAGGGAUGAAAUUGGUGGUACUGUACUUGGCAUUGGUUUUGGUUUUGGCUGCAUUUCUUCCAGGUUGUUUUGUAGUUGGAGAUCAAGAGUUGAAGUGGAGGAAACAAGCUAAAUCUAAUUCUUCACCAUUUCCAACUCUUGUUGGUACUUCUGCUGUUUACCCUGUUCUUGGAAAUGUCUAUCCUGUUGGUUAUUACUAUGUGGACAUCAGAAUUGGAUAUCCACCCAAACCAUUCUACCUUGAUAUAGACACAGGCAGCGAUCUUACAUGGCUUCAUUGUGAUGCCCCCUGUCUGCAAUGUCCAGAGGUUCCUCACCCAUUGUACCGUUUAAUCGAGAACAGCCACAUCCUCUGCCCAGACCCCAUUUGUGCAAUUGUGCGCGCUCUCGAAGAUCACCAAUGUGAGAAACCAACUGAUCAUUGUGACUAUGAGGUUGAGUAUGCAGAUCAAGGUUCUUCUCAGGGUCUCCUUGUCAAAGAUGUUUUCCCCCUUCGCUCUUCCAAUGGAUCACUAGUUGGACCCCGCUUGUUUUUUGGUUGUGGAUUUGAUCAAGAGGGCUCUAGCGGAACUACUUCUCCUACAGAUGGAGUGUUAGGUCUUGGCAGAGGGAAAAGCAGCGUUGUUUCUCAGCUUCAACGUAUAGGGAUAGUAAGAAAUGUUAUUGGCCACUGCUUCAGUAGCAAUGGUGGAGGCUUUCUCUUCUUUGGAGACGAUCUUGUACCAUCUUCUGGAGUAGUUUGGACACCAAUGUCACGUGACCCCAAGAACCAAAAUCACUACUCGCCAGGGCCAGCAGAACUCUUUUUUGGAAAGCAGUCUAUUAGUGUGAAGGAUCUUCAUGUUGUUUUUGACAGUGGGAGCUCCUACACCUAUUUUAACUCUCAGGCUUACAACGCUCUCAUUUCUUCUAUAAUGAAAGAUUUAACAAAGACACCACUGAAAAUUACUGCUGCGGAUGAGACAUUGUCUAUUUGCUGGAAAGGCGCGAAAGCAUUCAAAUCCAUUACCGAAGUCAAGAAAUACUUCAAACCAGUAAUCCUAAGCUUUGUGAAUGGCAAGAAAGCACAGCGAAUGGAAAUACCCCCUGAAUCUUACUUGAUUGUUAGUGAACACGGCAAUGUCUGCUCAGGGAUACUUAAUGGUACUGAAAUUGGAUUGGAAGAUCUCAACCUUAUUGGAGACAACUUUUUCCAAGAUCAAAUGGUGAUAUAUGACAACGAGAAGCAGGAGAUUGGAUGGGCCACUGCAAAUUGUGACAGGCUUCCCAACAUUGAUCGUGAAGAAGAAGACUUAUCUCAACUUGAUACCGCCAGUCUAGAUAUACUAACAGAAGAUUAUGGUCCUGAAGCUUCUAGUUUCCAAAAGGAGUAUGAAGAAUCACAUAAAAAAGAUGAACUACGUAAAUGAAGUGGGAAGUGGAGCAGCUCUCUCACAUAGGAGGACAGUGUAAAAAUGGGGACAUGAGCUUUUGUUGUUCUGCUUUACAUAAAAAGUUGUACAUGUGCAAAUAAUUGUCAGACAUUGUAGAAUUAUGUUGAUUACAUAUAGUAGCAAAAAUAAAUAAAUGAAUGAAAAUAAAAAAUGUCAGUACAUGUU
This is a messenger RNA of Papaver somniferum (opium poppy), 1838 nucleotides long. Its product is annotated as aspartic proteinase Asp1-like. Lineage: Eukaryota; Viridiplantae; Streptophyta; Magnoliopsida; Ranunculales; Papaveraceae. Gene Ontology annotation, biological process: proteolysis. Gene Ontology annotation, molecular function: aspartic-type endopeptidase activity. Bases 213 to 1649 code for a protein of 478 amino acids. The transcript has 9 exons. The record is from RefSeq and is a predicted model, not a curated record.